AUGCCAAUCCAAGGCCUCAUCAUUGCCUACCGCAAACCAGGUCUCUCUCCUGCCGAAUUCCAGACGCAUUAUGAAAACAACCACGUACCGAUUCUGCAGCGCCUAGCCGGUGACGACUUUUUCUUGAGCCAUCAGCGAUUCUAUCUCUCGCGAGGAGACGGCGUUCCCACGCCUGCGACGAUUGUUCUGGGUGGAGAUCAAGAUUUUGAUUAUGAUGCUCUGACCAUAGUCACAUUCAAAGACAAGGAGCAUAUGGAUCGCUUUAAUGCGAAAACAGGCAGCCCAGAAGCAAGACAGGAAAUUGAAGCAGACGAAGAGAGAUUUGUGGAUCGGUCGAAAUUGAAAAUUGUUCUUUUCGGGGAUGUCAAAGAGACCGUGAACGAGAAGGUGUAA
Messenger RNA from Talaromyces rugulosus, 393 nucleotides. RefSeq lists its product as uncharacterized. NCBI's taxonomy places the organism in Eukaryota, Fungi, Ascomycota, Eurotiomycetes, Eurotiales, Trichocomaceae. Gene Ontology annotation, molecular function: oxidoreductase activity. Bases 1 to 393 code for a protein of 130 amino acids. The transcript has a single exon. The record is from RefSeq and is a predicted model, not a curated record.